AUGAGCAUCAACUACCAGCACGCACUGAACACCUACGUUGCCCAGGACCACUUCGGUGUGGUCCUCGGCAUCUACAACCCGGCCGAACACGGCACGGUCGAGGAGUUCAAGCACCGCAUGACGGAGCUGCACGCAGUGAUCGACAGCGUGCAGUCCCUCGGCCACCCGGCCGAUCAGGUGAUCGGCUUGGCGUGCGCCUUCAAGAACUUCUGCGAAGUGCUCGGCCUCGAUCCGAUGGAAGUGCUGCGGGUCGUCUCGCGCAUGGAGCAGGACUGCCGCUACCGGCAGGUCAACACCCUCAACGCCGUGCGCCGCUACGCGGAGCGCGAGCUGAAACCGCACUACCCGUGA
Messenger RNA from Cylicocyclus nassatus, 351 nucleotides. Lineage: Eukaryota; Metazoa; Nematoda; Chromadorea; Rhabditida; Strongylidae. The record is from the annotation of a GenBank genome assembly.